This is a messenger RNA of Andrographis paniculata, 2236 nucleotides long. Its product is annotated as condensin complex subunit 2. Gene Ontology annotation, molecular function: chromatin binding. NCBI's taxonomy places the organism in Eukaryota, Viridiplantae, Streptophyta, Magnoliopsida, Lamiales, Acanthaceae. Gene Ontology annotation, cellular component: condensin complex. Gene Ontology annotation, biological process: mitotic chromosome condensation. The record is from RefSeq and is a predicted model, not a curated record. Bases 54 to 2030 code for a protein of 658 amino acids. The transcript is spliced from 13 exons.
GCGGAGGGAAAUUCUUCAGUUUGAAAAUCCUUCCUCGUCGGAACUGAACUGAAAUGAAAAUGGCCGAAACCCUAAGCCCCACCGCCAAGCAGAGGACCAUGUUCUCGCCGGCCAAAAGCCCCUACUUUAUUGGUUCCAACGACGACAACCUCGAGCGCGCUCAGGCACGUGCCGCGCGCGCCGCUGCUAUCAGGCGCAAGCCCGCCGUCUGUGUCGCCACCUCCGACGCCUCUGCGGCAGAUCCGUGUCUUGAAAGAGACCAGAUCCUUGAGUUGUUUCACAAUUGCAUCAAACUCGCCAGCGAAAACAAAAUCAAUCAGAAAAACACGUGGGAGCUGAAUUUAAUAGAUCAUCUCUGCGAGAUUAUUAAAGUCGAAGAAGAAACUGAUGCUGAGACCAAUUUUCAGAAGGCCAGUUGUACCCUUGAAGCUGGGGUAAAGAUUUAUUCCAUGAGGGUGGACUCUGUGCAUUCGGAGGCCUAUAAAGUCUUAGGAGGAAUUAAUCGGGUCGGGCAAGCAGAUGAGCAAGAUCAUGCUGGCGAGGAUGCAAAUUCUGAACAAGGGGAAGCUGAUGAAAAGAAAGAGAAAGAGAGGAAGUUGUCACCUUUGUCUACUCUGGAAUCAUCUUUUUCUGCUCUAAAUGUAAAAAAAUUUGAUGCUGCCUUUGUAGUGGACCCUCUGUACCAUCAGACAUCUGCACAGUUUGAUGAAGGUGGGGCAAAGGGUCUGUUGUUGAACAAUCUUGGAGUCUAUGGUAAUUGCCAUGUCCUUUUUGAUUCUUUGGAAGUGCCUGGAAGGUGUGUAUCUUCCACCUCACAGGCUGAUGGCUUAGAGACAAUUGAUCUGUCUUUUGCUAGAGAUUGCAUUGUGAAGAUGGUGCCGGACAUGCUUAACAGUUCGGAAAUAUCUCCAAGCCUAAGGGAUAUAGUAAAUCACUUCGACAAAGAUGACCAAAGGCCAACAGAUUCAUAUUCAUUAGAUCAAAGUUCUUCUUGGCAAGAUAAUGAGAGUCCUGAUACGAAUGUCACCUUAGAUGGUGAUACUAUCAGGAAUUCCGGAACCUUUGACUUUGAUUGUGAUGACCAGACAAGUGUCGUUGAUGAUGGCCCAUAUGACGAUGACACAAGUUUCUCAAUUCAGCAAGAAGCUCCUCAUAUGGCUAAUGGAGAAUCAAAUCAUGACGACCAACCUUAUGAUGAUAAAUUUGGGGAUGUUGAUAGUUAUUUGUUCUUGAGUUUAGGAUUUUCAUCAAAGAAAAACGCAUGGGCUGGUCCUGAUCAUUGGAAAUAUCAAAAAGCUCAAGAUCCUGGGGAAUCAAAGCAAAAUGGAUUGCCAAAGCCCAAAAGAACAAAAACAAAGAAAGAAAAUUUGGACAUUGAUUUUUUGAGUGCUGUUGAUAGUGAUUUUUCAGAUAUCUUUGCGCCUCCAAAGAAUCCCAAGUCCUUAUUACUGCCUGCAAAUAGAGUACCUUGCAACACAAAACUUCCGGAAGAUUGUCACUACCAGCCGGAAAAUCUUGUAAAGCUAUUUUUGCUACCUAAUGUUUUGUGCCUUGGAAAAAGUGGGAAGAAGAGAAUAGAAGAAGAAAACCAACAAAGAGAUGGAUACGAAACAACAGCAGCGUGGGAUGAUGACGGCGGUUUUGGUGAUACUUUUGAUGAUGGACAUGCGUACAGUGAUAAUGAGGAACCGAGCACGCUCAUUUCUCAACCUAGGCAGGUGAAUAAAAUCGAGGUCCAGUACGACAAGACAUCAAAACAAGUUGAUGUUCAGGUUCUAAAGGAAACACUAUGGGAUCAUAUGCAGCAGUUGAAUCAAACUUCAGUGGAGUUGGAAGAAAAGGGUGGCAUAUCGUUCAAGCAAGUGUUGUCCAGUUUUCCUGAGGAAUGCAGAGCAGCAGCGGCAAAAGACGACAUCUCGCCACAUUUGUGCUUCAUAUGCCUACUGCAUCUUGCCAACGAACACGGGCUGACGAUAAGCGGAUCCUCCAAUCUGGAAGACUUAACCAUACAACUCAACAAAUCCAUAUAGCAACAACUGAGGUAAACUCUCUCUCUGUUAAUGUUGUUGUUGUUGCUGGUAUUAUUGGCUAUGUGUAGAUUGAUUGCUAUUGCAUACUUAGGCUAUUUGAUUUAAAUCUUAUGGCAUUGUUGUUGAGAUCUGUUAAAAGGGAGGGUAUGCAUGCACGCAUGCUGCUUCUCUUUCCAACAUCCAAUAUAGAUAAUUUUUGUUUUUUC